AGGCUUGGCAGUUGUAAGCGCCUCCGUUCGCUUCCAUUUGGAACCAACUCAAUGAGGCAAUGAGAGAAGGAAGAAGAUGAAGUUUGAGAUUGUUUUCUACUACUGUGGAGUUUCAGCUGACCUAGAAUAUCUUCCAUUGUAGCUUGAACAGUGAUUGAAUCUAGCGAUUCCUCUGUUAUUACCUUUGAGCCAACGAUGUCAACUCGUCGCAGAUUGCAAGAGGAUGAUUGAUUCAGGUCUACUGAGAGAGACAGCAAACGGAGCAUGAGGAAGGAGUGAGAGCCGAGAGGAAAGGAUAGCCAUGGUAGAUCAAGACAAGAUGCUCACUUACGUACAUUUUGGUUAGAAAACGAUGAUGCUUACGGAAUAAAAAAUGAAUGAAGAGGUUUUUCGGUCCGUAUAGUCAAAGUAUGUCGUUAAAAAGUCAAACUUCUUUGUUCUGUUUUGUUGCCACGAGAAAAAUAUUGUUACUAUAAAAGCAAAACAAAAUUAAAUCGAAAAAAAAAGAAAAACAGAACAGAAGAGAAGAGAGGAGAAAACGCAAUUGGUUACGAAUAUUUUUAAAAAAGAAAAAAAAAAACAAAUAUGGCCUUUGGGUUUUUGCCACAAAACACUUAAGGAUUUGUUGCCCCCUUCCUUCCCAAUUUUGCAGCCAUUUUUACUCUUCCACCUUAACAGGGACUUGCAAUUUCUAAAGGUUUCAUCUUUUCUUCGAAAACACUCGCGUAUAUGAGCGGGGGCGAUCUCCCUAUCUCCGUCACAGACAUCAGGAUGGAGAAUGAGCCUGAUGACUUAGCUGUAGCGGAGAUUGACGUGAGCGAUGAAGAGAUUGAUGCGGAAGACCUUGAGAGACGGAUGUGGAAGGAUCGCGUCAGGCUCAAAAGAAUCAAAGAACGAACUAAAAUCGUUUCGUCUCAAACGAAGGAGACGCCUAAGAAGGUCUCUGAACAAGCGCAGAGGAAGAAAAUGUCUAGAGCUCAAGACGGUAUACUCAAGUACAUGUUGAAGCUCAUGGAAGUCUGCAAAGUCCGCGGCUUUGUCUACGGUAUCAUACCCGAGAAGGGGAAGCCUGUGAGCGGCUCCUCUGACAAUAUAAGAGCUUGGUGGAAAGAGAAGGUCAAGUUUGAUAAGAACGGUCCUGCUGCGAUUGCUAAGUAUGAAGAGGAGUGUUUAGCCUUUGGGAAGUCAGAUGGAGAUAGAAACUCGCAGUUUGUGUUACAAGACUUGCAAGAUGCUACUUUAGGGUCUUUGUUGUCUUCUUUGAUGCAGCAUUGUGAUCCUCCGCAGAGGAAGUAUCCUUUGGAGAAAGGGAUGCCUCCUCCUUGGUGGCCUAGUGGGGAUGAAGAGUGGUGGGUGAAGCUUGGGCUGGCUAAAGGACAGAGUCCUCCUUACAAGAAGCCGCAUGAUCUCAAGAAGAUGUGGAAAGUUGGGGUUUUGACGGCUGUGAUCAAUCAUAUGUCGCCUGAUAUCGCCUGGUUGGCGGUUUUGAACCAGGAGGAGUCUCUUACCCCGCAGCCUAGCAGUGAUAAUGGAGCUUCUAAUGUAACCGAGACACACCGGAGAGGUAAUAAUGCUGAGAGGAGGAGGAAGACAGUGAUCAAUAGUGAUAGUGAAUAUGAUGUUGAUGGGAGGGAAGAGGCUUCAGGUUCAGUUUCUUCUAAAGACAAUAGAAGAAAACAAACUCAAAAAGAACAACCAACAGCCACUUCACAGACAGUAAGAGAUCAAGAUAAAUCAGAGAAACACCGGAGAAGGAAAAGACCUAGAAGAACUGUCAAUGGACAAGAGGAAGAACAGCCAGAAACUGAACAAAGAAUUGUAUUACCUGAUAUGAAUCAUGUUGAUGCUCCUCUGCUAGAAUAUAACAUCAACGGUACUACUCAUCACCAAGAGGAAGGUGUUUUAGGACCAGAGGAGAACAGUCUGGAGUUGGUGAUCCCUGAGUUUAAUAACAACUAUACUUAUCUUCCUCCUGUCAAUGGACAAGCUAUGAUACCUGUAGAGGAAAGGCCAAUGCUUUACGGACCAAACACUAACCAGGUGUUGCAGUUUGGGUCAGGUUACAACUUUUAUAAUCCCUCUGCAGUGUUUGUGCACAAUCAGGAAGAAGACCUUAUCCAUACACAGAUUGAAAUGAACCCACAAGCACCGCCUCAUAACAAUGGAUUCGAGGCUCCAGGAGGAGUACUUCAACCCCAUAAUUUACUUGGGAAUGAAGACAGCGUCACAGGAAGAGAUUUGCCGCCUCAGUUUCAGAGCGAUCAAGAUAAACUCUUGGACAGUAACAUUCUAUCUCCAUUCAGUGACUUGGCGUUUGAUAGCAACACCUUUUUCUCUGGGUUUGAUUCCUAUGGUGUUGAUGAUCACUUGUCAUGGUUUGGAGCUUAGUUUCUUAACAUUUUUUGUUGGGAGGUUACAUGGUUCAAAGGAACAUGGCAAUAGUCUGACUUGUACAGUUACAUUCUCUACUGCUGAUCUCAGAUUUGUUAAGAGAAACAAUUGUUUUCCUUUUGAAUAAUUUGCCAGACACUUCUGCUUGAAAGCAGUGAGUGUGUCUUUUGUAAAUUAGCCCUGUGAAUAAUUCAUAAAGUUAAUAGAAUGAUGAUCUUUUUGUCUGUUCAAGUUUCA
Messenger RNA from Brassica rapa (field mustard), 2628 nucleotides. Its product is annotated as ETHYLENE INSENSITIVE 3-like 3 protein. Gene Ontology annotation, cellular component: nucleus. The record is from RefSeq and is a predicted model, not a curated record. NCBI's taxonomy places the organism in Eukaryota, Viridiplantae, Streptophyta, Magnoliopsida, Brassicales, Brassicaceae. Gene Ontology annotation, molecular function: DNA-binding transcription factor activity; DNA binding.